Hypoxylon trugodes is the source of this 1965-nucleotide messenger RNA. RefSeq lists its product as uncharacterized. The transcript is spliced from 2 exons. Gene Ontology annotation, biological process: SRP-dependent cotranslational protein targeting to membrane. Gene Ontology annotation, molecular function: 7S RNA binding; ribosome binding; protein binding. The coding region runs from base 1 to 1965 and encodes 654 amino acids. The record is from RefSeq and is a predicted model, not a curated record. Gene Ontology annotation, cellular component: signal recognition particle, endoplasmic reticulum targeting. Lineage: Eukaryota; Fungi; Ascomycota; Sordariomycetes; Xylariales; Hypoxylaceae.
AUGGCGAGUCCCGCGGCGACUCUCACAUCACUUCUUAGGGCCUCGACUAUCCAAGACCAUGACGAAAUUCUGAAAGCUGCAAAUGCCGCUAUCAAGACUUCAAAAGGGGAUAUUACCCCCCAGCGCACACGCGUCGUCGCCCUUUUAAAGCUAGAUCGGUUCGAUGACGCCCUUCGGGUUAUAGUUGAGGGUGGGGAUGCUUUAGAAAAAGAAUGUCUGUUUGAGAAGUCCUACGCUCUAUACAAGUCCGGUCAACUUGAAAAGGCGAAAAAAUCGCUCGAGGCGGCCCCAGCGGCUUCCAAGUCCUCUCGUGCCUUUCGCCAUCUUGCUGCUCAGAUUGCCUAUCGCGCCGAAAAAUUCCCGGAUGCCGCCGACACUUAUCGCCAUCUUUCCCAGGAACCAGGGGGCCUAGCUGGUGAAGAGAACGACUUAAAGAUUAACCUUUUGGCUACGAAUGCCCAGCUCGAGUGGAACGGCCUUGGGCAUCUAUUACAAGAACAGGAGAGGCUACCGUCGCGUGACCAUCUCGAAGCUUUCGAGACCGCCUAUAACGCGGCGUGUACAUGUAUCGCUAGAGAUGACCUAGAUCGCGCAUCUAUUUUCCUUAAGCGUGCACAAGAUCUGUGUGAAGCUAGCGAGGACCUAUCUGCUGAUGAAAAGAAGGCCGAGCUUCUUCCUAUCAUGGUCCAAAAUGCCUAUGUCCUAGCAAGACGAGGCAAGGAAGUGGAGGCUGUAGCCCUGCAUAAAUCUAUCCCCGUUUCUGAGAUUCCUGAGGCACCCACUAGGGCGGUUGCACAGAACAACGAGGCUGUACUCAACGCAGCGGAGAAAAAUCCUUUUCUUACUCAGCGUCUCCUUCAGUCGGCCACAAAAUUGUCUGACCGCGACAAACUUUUUGAGUACCAGGCGUCUACAUUGAGACGCAAUAAAUAUAGCUUAAACCUGAAAGCGCAAAAGUUCGACGGUCUCCAGUCCUCUACCUCGAAAUUGAUUCUACAGAGUCCAUCACCCACAGCUUCUACAGAGAUCGCCGGCCUUGGGGUCAUCAACGCCGCGGCCCACACUCACCUGGGAAUUGGUCCAGAUGCUCUAAAGAAAACUCUAUCUCUUCUUGAAAAACGACCCACUGAUGUUGGGCUUCUAUUAACUAGUAUUCAGCUCUACAUGCUGGAGAAUAAUCCAGGACCAGCACUGAGCCUUCUAAAUGCCUCCCUAAAGCGUCUCGAAGUAACGACAACCCCCAGCCACGAAGACGUACGAUUUGCGCCCGGCCUUGUCGCCGUAGCGGUGGCGCUAUAUCGACUCCAAGGACGACAGAAUUCCAUCCGUGCCGAACUAGCAAAGGCUUCCACGUACUGGCGUUCUAGGUCGAAAGGAUUUGCGCCGUCGCUCCUACGGGAAGCUGGUGUGGAACUUCUUAGGUCAUCUGACCCCCAGGAUAUCACAUUGGCGGGGAAAACGUUUGAGACCUUGGUGGCUAAGUCCGAAAAGGAUCCCACUGCUGUCGCAGGACUCGUGGCCUCUUUCGCAAAUAAUGAUUAUGCCAAGAUUGAGCCCUAUUUACAAAACCUCGCCGCAGUAGAGAGACUCACUGCUAGGAUUGAUGCCAAGGAACUGCUCGAUGCUGGUGUAGCUUCGACCCCAACCUCCACCAUCCCCUCGAGUAAAAAGAGACCAGCGGAUAGAGAACCAGAAAAACUGGCGAAGCGGCGCCGGAAGAAGCGACUACCUAAGGAUUACGAAGAAGGCAAACAACCUGAUCCAGAGCGAUGGCUUCCUCUUCGGGAUCGUAGUACGUACAGGCCUAAGGGAAAGAAAGGUAGGAAACGUGCCCAAGAGAUUACGCAAGGCGGCGUUGUCAGAGAAGAAGAGACGCUGGAGCUCGUAGGUGGUGCUGGUGCUGUUAAGGUGGAGAAGGCGUCGGGCGUCCAAGGAGGUAAAAAGAAAAAGAAGGGUAAGAAAUAA